AUUGUGUGGGGAGUGUUCUUCAUCAUUGUGGCGCUGCUCUUCACUGUCUCGCUGUUCUUGUCAAAUUUGGACAAAGCUCUGCAUUCGGCUGGCUUCAAUUCAGGAUUUAUAAUUUUAGGAACUAAUCUCACCAAUCCAUUGAAUAUGCUGUUACCUGUUCUUCAAACAGUUUUUCCACUUGAUUAUAUUCUUAUUACAACUAUUGUUAUGUACUUUAUCUUCACUUCCAUGGCAGGGAUUCGGAAUAUGGGUAUAUGGUUCUUCUGGAUAAGGCUUUACAAAAUCAGACGAGGAAAAACUCGACCUCAAGCACUUUUGUUUCUCUGUAUGAUACUUCUGUUGAUAGUUCUUCAUACAAGUUACAUGAUCUACAGUCUUGCACCUCAGUAUGUAAUGUAUGGAAGCCAAAAAUACCUGGUACAGAGUAAUAAGACAAUUGAUGGCCAGCCAAGGAAUGUGACAUUUAUAUCUAAAGACUGUGAUGCAGAUGCACCUGAAGAUCAGUGCAUUGUUACUCGGACGUACCUCUUUCUUCACAAAUUUUGGUUCUUCAGUGCUGCCUAUUACUUUGGGAACUGGGCAUUCAUUGCAGUCUUUUUAAUUGGAUUAGUUGUUUCAUGCUGCAAAGGCAAGAAAUCAGUCAUCGAAGGUGAAGUGGGUGAAGAUGAUUCAGACAUAAGCGAUGAUGAACUGUCUGUUUAUUACCACUGAUACCCUUUUGCCUUCAAGAGGGAGAAAUGUAGUUUGAAGUUAUGUUGAAAGUCAUAUCCAUGUGGAAUUUGUAUCCAAAUAAGCAUCCUUGCACUGUACAAACAGAGGAAAUAAGUGUACUCACUUAAAGGGGUGGAAAAACUGAGUAUCACUUUCUGAGUGUCUCUGUUAUAUCAGAACAAAUACUGAAGCUGGGUUUUAAUAAUAUAGAAAAUAUUGUUUUAUGAAUAAAUGUAUAUGUUACUUUCUGAUGUAUAAUCUGAGAACUGUUGUAACUAUUUCAUAAUUCACUAUGCUUUUCUGUUAACUUGUUUUCUUAAAUGCUUCCAUACC
This is a messenger RNA of Eurypyga helias (sunbittern), 1044 nucleotides long. Its product is annotated as probable lysosomal cobalamin transporter. The record is from RefSeq and is a predicted model, not a curated record. Lineage: Eukaryota; Metazoa; Chordata; Aves; Eurypygiformes; Eurypygidae. The transcript has 7 exons. Gene Ontology annotation, cellular component: vacuolar membrane. The annotation marks the transcript as partial. Gene Ontology annotation, biological process: protein localization to vacuole.